AGUGAAGAUGGGUGAAGAGAUUCUUGUGUGUGCAGUACAACUUGGAGAAAAUUUCUGCCUCUAUUUUGCAGAUGACGAUGAUGGGCUGGAAUGCGAUGCCUUUUGUAAGGAGAAAACACUCCCCCGAGUCCUUCGAAAUGUAAACAGCCAGUUACUUGUGGUUCGACCCGAUUUAAACAUAGCAGCUUUUGAGGAUGUGACCGAUCAGGAGAUGAAAUCUGGCGACGGAAUGCACUUCAGCAUCCACUGUUACAAAACUACCACACCUUCAGCAGGGAUGCCUGUCGCAUUCAGCGUCCGGGUAGAAGAUAAAAGUUACUACAUGUGUUGUGAGAAAGAAUGUGGAAAAAUGAUAGUUCGAUUUAGGGAAGGAGAAGUUCCCGAACAAAUUCCUGGUGAAAGUAAUGUAAUCUUUUUCAAAAAGACAUUUACAUCUUAUAGCUCCAAAGCAUUUAAGUUUGAAUACUCAUUAGAACAGGGAAUGUUCUUGGCCUUUGAGAAAGAAGGCCACUUAAGAAAACUAAUUCUCAAGAAACUGUCAAGAGAAGAUGAAGUGGAUGAAACCAUGAAGAUAAGUUUCUAACUUAAGUUGGAAUGAAAGUCACAACCUAUGGCAUACUUCAACAGUCUUAAAAUAAUUUUGUCUUUUUA
Messenger RNA from Pterocles gutturalis (yellow-throated sandgrouse), 651 nucleotides. It is a transcript of the gene IL18, whose product is annotated as interleukin 18. The record is from RefSeq and is a predicted model, not a curated record. Lineage: Eukaryota; Metazoa; Chordata; Aves; Pterocliformes; Pteroclidae. Gene Ontology annotation, molecular function: cytokine activity. The transcript is spliced from 5 exons. The annotation marks the transcript as partial. Gene Ontology annotation, biological process: inflammatory response; immune response.